Messenger RNA from Nymphaea colorata (pocket water lily), 1770 nucleotides. Its product is annotated as UDP-glycosyltransferase 88B1-like. Gene Ontology annotation, molecular function: UDP-glycosyltransferase activity. The record is from RefSeq and is a predicted model, not a curated record. The transcript has a single exon. The coding region runs from base 3 to 1565 and encodes 520 amino acids. Lineage: Eukaryota; Viridiplantae; Streptophyta; Magnoliopsida; Nymphaeales; Nymphaeaceae.
AAAUGUUCGACGGAGACUUGUGCCGAUACUUGGCAAGUCAGGUUUCACUCGUUGACAUCCUCUUUUUUAAGUCUCCCGACUCUGCAUUUUCUGCGCCUCCAUUCUUGCCCAUAGUCUGGCGUGAAACGCGCAGGAAGAUGAAGGAGGGAGUGGUUCUGUUCCCGACGACCGGCGCCGGUCAUCUGGUCGCCAUGAUCGAACUCGCCAAGCGAUUUCGCCAUCACAGCCACACCCUCUCCAUCACCGUCUUCUUGAUCCAAGACCCCUUCUCCUCCUCCCCUGCCACCGCUGCUCCCACAUCUCUUCAUGUCAAAUCUGUUGCAUCUUCAGACCUCAACAUCAACUUCAUCGAUCUUUCUGCAGUGGAGCCACCGGAGGGCGCGGAGGGGCUAGCCCGCUUGCUCAUAUACAUCGACAAGCUCAAGCCCCUUGUCUCGGAGGCCCUGUCGUCGCUCUCCUCCACCACCACCAUUUCCGCUUUCGUUCUCGACAUGUUCUGCGUCACCAUGACGGAUGUCGCGGCCGAGCUCCGCAUCCCAGCCUAUGUCUUCUUUACUGGAGCCGCAGCUGCCGUCGGUGGCGUGCUCUACAGGCCCACCCUCGACCGGAUGUACCAACAAGACUUGAAGGACUUGAAGGAGCCGAUCGAGAUCCCCGGUUGGCCGCUGUUGCCACCUUCGGCACUGCCUCAACCCAUUCAGAGCAAGAAGUACCCAACCUACAAAUUGCUUUUGGAAGCGGCACGGCGCUACCCUCAACUCGAAGGAAUCCUGGUUAACACCUUUUCUGAGUUGGAACCACAAGCCAUGGAGGCGUUGGCGAAAGGGCUCUGCGUGCCGGACGGCCGGACGCCUCCUGUUCACACUGUCGGUCCCUUGCUUGGGCUCGCCGCGGCGCCGGAGAAGUCGGACCACGAGUGCAUCAAGUGGCUCGACCAACAGCCCACUUCGUCGGUCGUCUUCCUCUGCUUCGGUAGCCUGGGUUCGUUCACGAAGGAGCAGAUCGGGGAGAUGGCACGCGGAGUCGAGCUUUCCGGGCAUCGCUUCCUAUGGUCGGUGCGGGAACAGCCUGGCGAAGUGCGGGGAGGCUUCCCUCGACCCAUCGACGCCGACAUGGACAAGGUGUUGCCGGCAGGGUUCGUGGAGCGGACCUCUGAGCGCGGCCUGGUUUGGCCGACGUGGGUGCCGCAGGUCGCCAUUCUCUCGCACCCUGCAGUUGGUGGGUUCGUGUCGCACUGCGGCUGGAACUCGACCCUAGAGAGCGUCUGGUUCGGAGUGCCCCUGAUCGCAUGGCCCCUGUAUGCUGAGCAGAGGAUGAACGCCAUCCUGUUGGUACAGAGUUCCGGGCUCGCCGUCGAACUGAGAGAGCCAGGUGAGUACGAAUCGGUGGUGAAGGCGGAGCUGUUGGAGAGGGCCAUCAAAAGAUUGAUGGAUGAUGAAGAGGGAAGAAGAGUGAGGGAGAAGAUGAAGAGAAUGAAAGCGUUGGCGAGAAACGCAACUGAAGAAGGAGGUUCAUCUUAUUUAACAUUAGCAUCAUUGGUGGAGAAAUGGACCAACAUUCGCUAGGUAAGUACAUCCGCAUCCGCUUGCUCAAAACUUAGUUUUUCUGGGGGCAGAAAAAAUAAAUAUGAUUACCAUCGUGCCAAUCUCCUUCAAAGAUGAUCGAGUCCUAUUCUUAUUUUGUUGUUUAAUGAUGUGUGUUUGUAAUACUCUCCCUAUUUGUGCUCCUUCUUUUUAAAAAUGAAAAAAAAAAACAUUGUUCAACAUGUGA